Molecule: messenger RNA, 9190 nt
Organism: Coturnix japonica (Japanese quail)
Lineage: Eukaryota; Metazoa; Chordata; Aves; Galliformes; Phasianidae
Gene: CACNA1G
Product: calcium voltage-gated channel subunit alpha1 G
Biological process (GO): calcium ion import across plasma membrane
Cellular component (GO): voltage-gated calcium channel complex; membrane
Molecular function (GO): high voltage-gated calcium channel activity
Source: RefSeq, a predicted model, not a curated record
AGCCCCCAGCCCCCCGGCCCCGCUAUGGCCGCGCCCCUCUAGACGCCCCCCCGGCUCGCCCCGCGUUACCCCGGCCCCUCCCGGGGCCGCCCGCCGGAGGAUGGACGAGGAUGGACCGCGAGCGGCCGACGAGGAGCCGGAGCCAGGAAGAGCCAAGACUUUUAUCCGCCUUAACGACCUGUCCGGGGCCGGGGGCCGCCCGGGGCCGGGGGAGCGGGAGGUCGGCAGCGGCGAUUCGGAGGCGGAGGGGCUGCCUUACCCGGCGUUGGCCCCCGUCGUCUUCUUCUACCUGAGCCAGGAGAGCCGGCCACGGAGCUGGUGCCUCCGCCUGGUUUGCAACCCCUGGUUUGAGCGUGUGAGCAUGUUGGUGAUCCUGCUCAACUGCGUGACACUGGGCAUGUUCCACCCCUGCGAGGACAUCGCCUGCGACUCACCGCGCUGCCGCAUCCUGCAGAGCUUUGACGACUUCAUCUUUGCCUUCUUCGCCGUGGAGAUGAUAGUCAAGAUGGUGGCGCUGGGGAUCUUUGGGAAGAAGUGUUACCUUGGAGACACGUGGAACCGCCUGGACUUCUUCAUCGUCAUCGCGGGGAUGUUGGAGUACUCACUGGACCUGCAGAAUGUCAGCUUCUCGGCCGUGCGCACCGUCCGUGUCCUGCGGCCGCUCCGGGCCAUUAACAGAGUCCCCAGUAUGCGCAUCCUGGUGACGCUGCUGCUGGACACUCUGCCCAUGCUGGGGAACGUCCUCCUGCUCUGCUUCUUUGUCUUCUUCAUCUUCGGCAUCGUCGGGGUGCAGCUGUGGGCAGGGCUGCUCAGGAACCGCUGCUUCCUCCCCGAGAACUUCAGCAUCCCCUACACAGUGGAUCUGGAGCGGUACUACCAGACUGAGAACGAGGAUGAGAACCCCUUCAUCUGCUCCCAGCCCCGUGAGAAUGGGAUGCGCUACUGCCGGAGCAUCCCGACACGCAGGGAGGAGGGCCUGGAGUGCACCCUGGACUACUACUCCUACAAUGACACCACCAACACGUCGUGCGUCAACUGGAACCAGUACUACACCAACUGCUCUGCCGGGGAGCACAACCCCUUCAAGGGCGCCAUCAACUUUGAUAACAUCGGCUACGCCUGGAUCGCGAUAUUUCAGGUCAUCACACUGGAGGGCUGGGUGGACAUCAUGUACUUCGUCAUGGACGCACACUCCUUCUACAACUUCAUCUACUUCAUCCUGCUGAUCAUUGUGGGCUCCUUCUUCAUGAUCAACCUCUGCCUGGUGGUGAUAGCCACACAGUUCUCCGAGACAAAGCAGCGUGAGAGCCAGCUGAUGAAGGAGCAGCGGGUGCGCUACCUGUCCAACGCCAGCACCCUGGCCAGCUUCUCGGAGCCAGGCAGCUGCUAUGAUGAGCUCCUCAAGUACCUGGUAUACAUCGCCCGGAAAGGCAGCAAGCAGCUGGUGGAGCUCUACCGGGUGGCAGGCGUGAGGAUGGGCUUCCUGGCCAGCCCUGCCAGCAAAGCGGGGGCUGAGCGCCAUGCUGGCAAGCGUCGCUCCAGGAGGAGGUCGUCGGUGCACCACCUCAUCCACCACCACCACCAUCACCACCACCACUACCACCUGGGCAAUGGGAACCUGCGGGCGCCCCACGCCAGCCCGGAGAUCAGCGAUGUGGACACUGGCUCUCUCCACAAUGGGACCAACCGGCUGAUGCUUCCCCCAUCGGCCCCAAACCCCCACAUGGCUUCCACUGCCACGGCCAGUGGCACUGAAUCCGUCCAUAGCAUCUACCACGCUGACUGCCAUGUGGAGCCGGUACGCUGCCGGGCAGCCUCCCCGCAGCCAAGCCCAGAAGACAUCCCCAGGAGCGUGGUGAUGGGCAGCAAGGUGUACCCCACGGUGCACCCCAGCACCUCCCAUGAGGCGCGGAAGGAGAAGAGCCUGGGGGAGGCGGCAGUGGGGGCUGGCAGCAGCACACUGAGUGGGCUGAACAUCCCACCUGGGCCCUACAGCACCAUGCACAAGCUGCUGGAGACGCAGAGCACGGGGUUCCUUUCGGUCCAUGUUACGGAUAAAGGUGAUGGAUUUCGAGGUCCCUGCCCAAGCUCCUGCAAGAUUACCAGCUCCUGCACCAAGCUGGACGGCAGCUCCCGCAGCCCCGAGAGCUGCCCCUACUGCCUGAAGGCAUUGGCCAACGAGGCUGAGCAGACAGACAAUGAGACAGACUCAGACAGCGAGGGGGUGUACGAGUUCACACAGGAUGCCCACUACAGCGACCAGCGGGACCCGCAGCACGGCCGAGCCUGGGCCAGGAGCAGCAGCCGGGUGUUGGCCUUCUGGCGCAUCGUGUGCGAGACCUUCCGGAAGAUUGUGGACAGCAAGUAUUUCAACCGUGGGAUCAUGAUCGCGAUCCUCAUCAACACUCUCAGCAUGGGCAUCGAGUACCACGAGCAGCCAGAGGAGCUCACCAACGCCUUGGAGAUCAGCAACAUCGUCUUCACAAGCAUGUUUGCCCUAGAGAUGCUGCUCAAAGUCCUUGUCUACGGCCCCUUUGGCUACAUUAAGAACCCGUACAACAUCUUUGAUGGGAUCAUCGUGGUGAUUAGCGUGUGGGAGAUCGUGGGGCAGCAAGGCGGGGGGCUCUCAGUGCUGCGGACCUUCCGGCUCAUGCGGGUUCUGAAGCUGGUGCGCUUCAUGCCGGCCCUGCAGCGGCAGCUUGUCGUCCUCAUGAAGACCAUGGACAACGUGGCCACCUUCUGCAUGUUGCUGAUGCUCUUCAUUUUCAUAUUUAGCAUUCUGGGGAUGCACCUCUUUGGCUGCAAGUUCGCUUCCGAGCGGGAUGGCGACACUCUGCCCGACAGGAAGAACUUCGACUCCUUGCUCUGGGCCAUCGUCACUGUUUUCCAGAUUUUGACCCAGGAAGACUGGAACAAGGUGCUCUACAAUGGCAUGGCAUCUACCUCCUCCUGGGCAGCACUCUACUUCAUUGCCCUCAUGACGUUUGGGAAUUACGUUCUCUUCAACCUGCUGGUGGCCAUCCUGGUGGAGGGUUUCCAGGCGGAGGAGAUCUCCAAGCGGGAAGAUGCUGGGGGGCAGCUGAGCUGUGUUCAGCUGCCGGGCGACUCGGCAGCGGGGGAUGCAUCCAAGUCUGACUCAGAGGGUGAGCUCUUCCUCCGCAGCCUGGAAGAGGAGGGUGGACUGAAGAAAAACUUGUCAAACCCAGUCUUGAUGGCCCUGAGUGAGCACCCAGAGCUGAAGAAAAGCCUCACCCCUCCACUCAUCAUCCACACCGCAGCCACGCCGAUGCCCAUGCCCAAGAGCGCCAUGUUUGGGGAUGCAGCUCAGGGCUAUGAGUCACGCCGAGCCAGUGGCGUCUCCAUGGACCCUGCUGCCUAUGAGCUCAAAUCCCCGCCCAGCGCCCGCAGCUCCCCGCACAGCCCCUGGAGCACUGGCAGCAGCUGGCCCAGCCGCCGCUCCAGCUGGAACAGCAUCGGCCGGGCACCCAGCCUCAAGCGGCGGGGCCAGAGCAGUGAGCGCAGGUCCCUGCUGUCCGGGGAGGGCAAGGAGAGCUCAGAGGAUGGGGAGAGCUCGGAUGAGGAACACUCCAGCCGGGCUGGCAGUGUCAACGGCUCCUUACCUCAUCGCAUGGAGUCACUGGAAGCAAAGGGCUCCUUCGACCUCCAGGACACCCUGCAGGUGCCUUCGCUGUACCGGACCAGCAGCAUGCACAGCAGUCGCACCACUGCCUCUGAGCACCAGGACUGCAAUGGGAAAACCUCUCCUGGCCUGCUGGUCCAUCAGCUCCACCUGGACGACCCUCGGCCAGACUGUGAUGAUGCUGACGAUGAAGGCAACAUGAGCAAAAGGGACCGCAUGAAGGCCUGGGUACGGGCACAUCUCCCCACCUGCUGCAAGGAGAGAGACUCCUGGUCCAUCUACGUCUUUGCUCCUCAUUCUAGGUUCCGUCUGAUGUGCAAUAAAAUCAUCACGCACAAGAUGUUUGAUCACAUCGUCUUGGUGAUCAUCUUCCUCAACUGCAUCACCAUUGCCAUGGAACGACCUAAAAUCGAGCCUCACAGUGCUGAACGGAUCUUCCUAACGCUCUCUAACUACAUCUUCACAGUGAUCUUCCUGACUGAGAUGACAGUUAAGGUGGUAGCACUGGGGCUGUGCUUUGGGGAGAAGGCCUACCUGAAGAGCAGCUGGAACGUGCUGGAUGGGGUGCUGGUCCUCAUCUCCGUCAUCGACAUCCUCGUCUCAAUGGUGUCGGACAGCGGCACGAAAAUCCUGGGGAUGCUGAGAGUGCUGAGGCUGCUGAGGACGCUGCGGCCCUUGAGAGUCAUUAGUCGAGCCCCAGGACUGAAGCUGGUGGUGGAGACACUCAUUUCUUCCCUCAAGCCAAUAGGAAACAUUGUCCUCAUCUGCUGUGCUUUCUUCAUCAUCUUUGGGAUCUUAGGGGUGCAGCUUUUCAAAGGCAAGUUUUUUAUCUGCCAGGGGGAGGACACCAGAAACAUCACAAAUAAAUCGGAUUGUGCAGAAGCAAGCUACAAAUGGGUCCGGCACAAGUAUAAUUUUGAUAAUCUCGGCCAGGCCCUGAUGUCUCUCUUUGUUCUGGCCUCCAAGGACGGCUGGGUGGAUAUUAUGUACGAUGGCCUGGAUGCAGUGGGAGUUGACCAGCAGCCAGUCAUGAACUACAACCCGUGGAUGCUCCUCUACUUCAUCUCCUUCCUGCUCAUCGUCAGCUUCUUCGUGCUCAACAUGUUCGUGGGGGUCGUGGUGGAGAACUUCCACAAGUGCCGGCAGCACCAGGAGGAGGAAGAAGCCAAGAGGAGGGAGGAGAAGAGGCUUCGCCGGCUGGAGAAAAAGAGAAGGAGUAAGGAGAAACAGAUGGCUGAUCUAAUGCUGGAUGAUGUGUUAAUGGAGAGCACAGCCAGCGUGGUGCCAGAGGCGCAGUGCAAGCCCUACUAUUCGGAUUACUCCCGCUUCCGCUUCCUGAUCCACCAGAUGUGCACCAGCCAUUACCUGGAUUUGUUCAUCACGGGCGUCAUCGGCCUCAACGUGAUCACCAUGGCUAUGGAGCACUACCAGCAGCCGAAGGUCCUUGAUGAAGCCCUGAAGAUUUGCAAUUAUAUCUUCACUGUUAUCUUCGUCCUGGAGUCUGUUUCCAAGCUCAUUGCCUUCGGGUUCCGUCGCUUCUUCCAAGACAGAUGGAACCAAUUAGAUCUGGCAAUUGUGCUGCUGUCUAUCAUGGGUAUCACUUUGGAAGAGAUUGAGGUGAAUGCUUCGCUACCAAUUAACCCCACUAUUAUCCGAAUCAUGAGGGUUCUCAGGAUUGCUCGAGUGCUGAAGCUGCUGAAGAUGGCUGUGGGGAUGAGAGCUCUGCUGGACACUGUGAUGCAAGCGCUGCCCCAGGUGGGGAAUCUGGGUCUUCUCUUCAUGUUGUUGUUUUUCAUAUUUGCAGCUCUUGGAGUGGAGCUCUUUGGUGACCUGGAGUGUGAUGACACACACCCCUGUGAGGGGCUGAGCCGACAUGCCACCUUCCGCAACUUUGGGAUGGCCUUCCUCACCCUCUUCAGGGUGUCCACGGGGGACAACUGGAACGGUAUCAUGAAGGACACCCUGCGAGACUGUGACCAGGAGUCCACCUGCUACAACACUGUCAUCUCGCCCAUCUACUUUGUCUCCUUUGUGCUGACGGCCCAGUUUGUCCUGGUGAACGUGGUGAUCGCCGUGCUCAUGAAGCACCUGGAGGAGAGCAACAAGGAGGCGAAGGAGGAGGCAGAGCUUGAGGCAGAACUGGAGAUGGAGAUGAAAACCAUCAGCCCUGGCCAGCACAGCCCCUCGGACAUCUUCACUUGGAUGGGUGGCGUUGGUGGCGAAAGGCCCGAGAGCCCCCGUGGAUGCCCCCAUCCCCUGCAAAUCAAGGUGGAUUCUCAGCUCUCAUUAGUUUACCCUAUGGAAAGGCACUUGUUUGAUACCAUAUCCCUGCUGAUCCAGGAGUCUCUGGAAGGAGAGCUGAAGCUGAUGGACAACCUGUCAGGCUCUGUGUGCCAUCACUAUGCCCUCCCUGCUCCUGAAUAUUGCAACUCUGAGAACCAGAUCCCUCUAGCUGAGAUGGAGGCUCUGUCUCUGACGUCAGAUAUUCUCUCUGAAAAGUCCUGGUCCUUAGCUCUGACGGAUGACUCUUUUCCUGAUGACAUUAACACACACUUACUUAGUGCUCUGGAAAGCAAUGCUGAGCUGCGCUGCAGGGAUGCCGUGCUGGCACUGUCCCCCUGCCAGGACCUGCUGAGCGUCAGGAAGCCGUCGGUGGGUCGCACGCACUCCUUGCCCAACGACAGCUACAUGUUCCACACCUCCCAGCCGCUCUCCCGGCCCAGCACCGCCUCCCUGCGAGAUGGGAACCCGGCCCAGCACAAAGCGCACUCAGGUUCAAAGGCAUCGGUGCAGUCGCAGCCAGCAGACACCAGCUCUCUCCUGCAAAUUCCAAAGGACCAUUUCCACCACGUGAGAGCUCACGAUCCAUUGGUCAGGGAGAGCAAACCCCCCGUGGCCGCCCCGGUGCACUCCCCUUCUGCUGAGAGGCUGCUCCGCAGGCAGAUGGCCAUAAGGAAUGACUCAUCGGACAGCAAGGAGAACCUCCACGCCGAGCUGAGUGAGCUCCCCAACCCAGAGAUCCCCAGCACACCCCAGGAGGAGUCACCAGCUGCCCUGAGCCCCUCCAAAGGAGAAGAUCUGGCUGCGUGGAGCCGGGCAAGCGUUCACACACAGCAGCAUUCCCACAAUCAAUAUAAUGUUUCAAAGCAGGCACUGACAUCAUGUGCUUGUGUGGACUCCUAUCAGGAGACGCCUGGAGACUCAAUGGACCAAGAAGUGUCUGAAACAAACAGCUCCUCGGAGCCUUUCCCUUCCGAAACUUGCACAGCCUCGAGUGCCUGUUCAGACGUGCAGCCUCUCAGUCCUAAGAGGAACAUCGGCAAUACCGGCAGCGUUACGUUGAAGGACCUGAAGAAAUACCACAGUGUUGACACCCAAGGUCUUCUAAAAAAACCACCCUCUUGGUUGGAUGAUCAAAGGAGACAUUCGAUAGAAAUCUGCUCAAUGGAAAACAGCCCUCAGCACCAUUCCACGUCUAGCUCUUCUGGCUUCAUAAGUCAGGUGGUAAGUGAAAUGGAAGGCUUGCAAGGGACGCGGCAAAAGAAAAAACUGAGCCCUCCGUGUAUCUCUAUAGACCCACCCAGCGAACAGGGCUUGCUACCCAGAGGACCUCACAGCAUCUCACCUGCUAGAGGAGAUACCUGCUUGAGGCGGCGUGCUCCGUCCUGUGACUCCAAGGACUCAAUGGAUACGGGGGAUUCGUUGCUUCCAGACAGCAUGUCAGCAUCUCCUACCCCAAAGAAAGACUUGUUGACGCUUCCUAGCUUUUCCUUUGAUCGGAAUGAGAUGGAGCCCUGAGGUACUUUUCUGUUGGUGCCAAAUGUUUUCUUCCUUUCACGUAACAGAAAAACAAAAAAAAAAGGAAAAAAAUAAAAGGAAAAAUAAAAAAGAACUGUAUUCCCAAAUGGCGCUGGGUAAAAUGUUUCCAAAGGAGGGUUAAAGAACCAGCUGAAGGAGGGGUUCACCUAUAUCACGCUUACUUAAGCAUAUGGUCUGCUUAGGUAAAAGCAAUACAAUGUGCAGAAUCUAUAUGUAUAUUAUAUUUUAUUAAAUUAAUUGAAUCUAGUAUUGCGGGAUGUAGUACAUUUUGUGACUAAAGACUCAUUUGAUUUUCCUCUAUUUUAUGUGUCUCAGAAUAUUUCUGAGAUCAGGUUGGUUUUUAUGAACAUUUUAACCUUAAAAAUAUAUAUUUAAUCCCUUCUCUUUUUUUUUUUUGUUUCGUUUCGUUUGGGUUUCAUUUUGUUUUGCAAAGCACAAAAUGUAGCCAAUUAGUGCAUUACAGAGGAAACGUAUCCCACAGUCAGCAGUAAAUAAGAAUUAUUUAAUGUAAUUUAUUUUUCCCCUUGGACUUGAGUCAUUUUCUGGAGAAUAUAAGAAUGCGGCAGCGUUCCUUUCUGACAAAAUAAAUUCCCAGUCUUGCAUAAAAUCAGCAUCCAGAGGAAAAGCAAGUGCACAAAACAGGACCGUGUGACGCCCUGCUGCGUGGCUGAGGGCUGGGAAUGCGGAGCUGCAUGCAGGAGCUCCACGGUGCUGACUUAGAGUGGGAUGCUUCAAAUCAUCCACGGGCGAUUCAUGGAAUCACAAACAACAAGGAACUGCCUGCAGGGCCUGCUCAACCCUCCUGGUCUGGAGGCAGAGCCCAUUGCCCACAGGGAGCUGCCCCGCUGCCCCAGUGAGAGCCGUGCUGAGGGUGGUGGUCAGUAAGUUAUUGAUUAAAAUUGCUGCUGGGUUUACAUGUUGAACAGAAUGGAGGCCUACUGCAGUUGGGAAAUUGCUCUACUGAGUACAUGUAAGGAGGUCUUGUAGGUACCAAAGUGUUGGUUGAUUUUCAGUAUAAGUUUUUCCUGUUGCUGCUGGAGUUAAUUCAUGUGAAGAACCCGAUGGAAGUUUUGUUUCCAACCUACAACAGUCCUUGUGAUGUAAAGCAUGCAGAAAUGGAAGCCUUCAUAGUCCUUCAUAUGUCCUUCAUAGACCCCCUUAGUGUCAGCCAUCUCCAAGGCAAGCAGCCCAUUCUGUGGCUGCCCUGUGUGCCUCACCCCGCUCCUCACAGGGCUGGCAGGAGGCAGAUGUGGACCUGAAGGUGUAGGCUAAGUGGGGCUUUGAAGGCACGGCUGUAAGUAUGUGAAUAGCUGCAGCCUUCGGAUGGUGUGCAUGGAGACUCUGCUGGCUCCUGUCCUUAAACCAGCACAAGCCUGUGUUGGGUUUGAGCUCCUUUGCUUCCAGCUGAGGAGCUUUCCCCCACAAACAACAUGUGCACCCCAUGAGGAGCACAGGGCUGGCUGCAGGCAGAGAUGGUUUUGGUUCCCCCUCUCCACUAUGGGGAGAAACCUCACCAUCCUGCCUGGUCUGAGCUGAGCCUGUUUGGAGCAGUGACUUCAAACAAAGCUUUCAUCAGUUCUCCCCCAGCUCACAUUUAAGGAAACAAUAAAAUUACAGUGUGCUAAGCCUGGGAAGUAUUCUUAAUCCCUUUUUGGUCUUACGCUCCUAAUGAGCCGAGGCCUUUCCUUUCACAUUUACUGAAUAACCUGGGAAAAUACGACCUUGCUGGCC